AUCCAAUCCAAUCCAAUGCCUGAAAUCUCGUCUCUAAAAUUUACUAGUGGAGUAUUCAGUAUAUGCAAGUGACAAGAUUUUUGCGUUCAAUCCAAUCUGCAAGCUGCACAGAACAAAAAAAGUUGGAAAUAUCCACGAAACUUCACCCCUUCCCUCUCUCUCAAAGAAAGAGCAGACAGUGGUGUACGGACUCUUUAUAAUUUAUAACGACUCACGACUUCAUGUGGUUUAAUUUAAUUUGCUACACAAAUGUGGAGCUAGCAGCAGGCUCGUAUUUUUCUCCAUUUCUUUGUCAACCGAAUCAGAAAUCUACAUAAUCUGCAAUUGAGCGGGAUUAUGAGUUUCCAACAAGAGAAGACUGUCAGGUUUCAAGAUUGGAGAUCUCAAGGAAGGUUGGAUACUCAAUCCUCCUCUAGAGGUGGGGUGGAACUGGGGAGACUUAAAUCAGCAGCAUAUUCAGUUUCCGACAAGUUUCAUAGAGGUUUUGAAUAUGGCUCGGAGAGAAUUAAAAGAAUCACAGGAUCACUGAGAUCUUUUUCUAUGGGAAAGUUGAAAGCUGAUGAAAAGGGAUCUGUGAAAAAAAUUCUGGAUCCUCAAGGAUCAUUUCUUCAAAAAUGGAAUAAAGUUUUUGUUCUGUUAUGUGUGGUUGCAGUCUCGCUGGACCCCUUGUUUUUCUACAUACCAAUUAUAAAUGGCGACAAGAGGUGCCUUGAGCUGGACUGGAAAUUGGAACUUAUAGUUUCUGUGCUACGGUCAUUUACUGAUAUCUUUUACCUCAUCCAUAUCAUGUUUCAAUUCCGUACUGGUUUUAUUUGCCCUUCUUCUCGUGUGUUUGGAAGAGGUGUUCUUGUUGAAAAUUCAUGGGAGAUUGCAAAGAGAUAUCUGGCUUCCUACUUCAUAAUUGAUAUUCUUGCAGUUCUCCCACUUCCACAGAUUGUAAUAGUGAUCAUCGUACCCAGAUUGAAAGGUGCAAGGUCUUUGAACACGAAGAAUUUGUUAAAAAUUGUGGUGAUCCUUCAAUACAUUCCAAGGGUUCUCCGAAUCCGUCCUCUGUACAAAGAAGUCACAAGAAGUUCUGGCAUACUCACUGAAACAGCAUGGGCUGGAGCUGCCCUCAAUCUUUUUCUUUAUAUGCUCGCUAGUCAUGUGAUUGGAGCCUGUUGGUAUGUGCUUUCUAUAGAGCGUGAAACUACCUGCUGGAUAAAAGCUUGUGGAGAUGAGUCUGAUUGUAGGAAGGCUUCCUUUAAUUGCCAGCUUAAUCAUGCUGGACUGCCUCAGAUUUUGAACCAAUCUUGCCCUUUUCAGCCACCUGAUUCUUCCAUUUUUGAUUUUGGGAUAUUCCUUAAUGCUCUUCAGUCUGGUGUUUUUGAAUCACAAGAUUUUCCCAAGAAGUUCUUUUAUUGUUUCUGGUGGGGACUCCAGAAUCUAAGUUCUCUCGGCCAGAAUCUUAAAACAAGUACCUACGUUUGGGAAAUUACCUUCGCAAUUUUCAUAUCCAUAUCUGGUUUGGUCCUAUUCUCAUUUCUGAUUGGAAAUAUGCAGACAUAUCUGCAGUCUACAACACUGAGAUUGGAGGAGAUGAGGGUGAAAAGACGAGAUGCGGAGCAGUGGAUGGCUCACCGUCUCCUUCCUGAGAGUUUGAGGCAGCGAAUCAGGAGAUAUGAGCAAUACAAAUGGCAGGAAACUCGGGGUGUAGAUGAAGAUUAUCUGAUACGCAAUCUUCCCAAGGACCUCAGAAGAGACAUAAAGCAACAUCUCUGUUUAGCCUUGCUUAAGAGGGUGCCAAUGUUUGAAACAAUGGACGAUCAACUCUUGGAUGCAAUGUGUGAUCGUCUGAAACCAGUGCUGUACACGGAGCAUAGCUACAUAGUGCGAGAAGGGGAUCCCGUAGACGAGAUGCUGUUCAUCAUGCGUGGCAAACUGUUAACAGUGACCACGAACGGAGGGCGGACAGGGUUCUUCAAUUCGGACAUUCUCAAAGCGGGCGAUUUCUGUGGGGAGGAGCUGUUGACAUGGGCUCUAGACCCGAAUUCAUCAUCCAACCUUCCCAUCUCAACCAGAACAGUGAAGGCCCUCGUCGAAGUAGAAUCGUUUGCUCUCAUGGCCGACGAUCUCAAGUUUGUAGCCUCCCAGUUCAGGCGACUGCACAGCAAGCAGCUGCGCCACACGUUUAGAUUCUAUUCGCAGCAGUGGAGGACAUGGGCUGCUUGUUUCAUACAGGCAGCGUGGAGGCGCUGUGUGAGGAAGAAGAUGGAGGAAACUCUCGGUGUAGAAGAGAACAGGCUGCAGGAUGCAUUGGCCAAAGGAGGCGGGAGUUCCCCCAGCUUCGGAGCAACCAUUUAUGCAUCGAGAUUCGCAGCCAACGCCCUUCGAGCAGUGCGACGCAAUGCAGGUAGAAAGACGAGGGUAUCACCUGUGCUUCUACUGAAACCAGCUGAGCCAGAUUUUAGUGCUGAACACAAAUGACCAGUCUAGUGCUGUGUAAUACUCCAGGAUCUAACACAGGAGGAGCCUUAUUGUGUAAUGCAUGUGUAUAGUCGGUAUCUUCCUCUUCUACAUGACCGUAAAAGAUACUCCAUUAUUAACUUAUGCAGGUAGUAUUUGUUACAA
Salvia splendens (bonfire salvia) is the source of this 2610-nucleotide messenger RNA. RefSeq names its product cyclic nucleotide-gated ion channel 1. Gene Ontology annotation, biological process: monoatomic ion transport; transmembrane transport. Gene Ontology annotation, molecular function: monoatomic ion channel activity. Gene Ontology annotation, cellular component: membrane. The transcript has 8 exons. Lineage: Eukaryota; Viridiplantae; Streptophyta; Magnoliopsida; Lamiales; Lamiaceae. Bases 337 to 2466 code for a protein of 709 amino acids. The record is from RefSeq and is a predicted model, not a curated record.